Labrus bergylta (ballan wrasse) is the source of this 1658-nucleotide messenger RNA. It is a transcript of the gene crtap, whose product is annotated as cartilage associated protein. The record is from RefSeq and is a predicted model, not a curated record. Gene Ontology annotation, biological process: collagen fibril organization; peptidyl-proline hydroxylation to 3-hydroxy-L-proline. Gene Ontology annotation, cellular component: endoplasmic reticulum. NCBI's taxonomy places the organism in Eukaryota, Metazoa, Chordata, Actinopteri, Labriformes, Labridae. Gene Ontology annotation, molecular function: protein binding; collagen binding.
ACUUGAGGCGGUCCUAUGACACCAACGAAACACCUCCGGGGUCCUGGAUCAUCCCCAACCAGCACAGCCCUCCUCCACCAGAUACCAAACCUUCUUUUAAAAAAUGGCACCCUCCACUUCUUCACAACUCCUCUCUGCGCUUUUAAUCGCGUUUUCCGCCUCCGUGGUGAACUCCCAGUAUGAGAAAUACAGCUUCAGGAGCUUCCCGAGGAACGAGCUGAUGCCUCUGGAGUCCGCGUACAAAUACGCUCUGGACCAGUACACCGGGGAGAAGUGGAAAGAGACAGUGGACUACAUGGAGGUGUCUCUGCGGCUCUACAGGCUGCUCCGGGACAGCGAGGCCUUCUGUAACCUCAACUGCAGCUCGGUGAGGCUGGACGACGAGCAAAAGUUUGCAGAGUUUCCCGAGCUGCGGGCGUUUGGGAACGUGAUGAAGAGGGCGCAGUGCCUGAAGCGCUGCAAACAGGGACUGCCCGCUUUCAGGCAAACCAUGCCCAGCAGGGACACCAUAGAGGAGUUUGAAAGGAGAGAGCCGUACAAAUACCUGCAGUACGCAUAUUUCAAAUCUGACAACCUGGCCAAAGCUGUGUCUGCAGCUCACACCUUCCUGCUGAAGCACCCGGAUGACGAGAUGAUGCAGAGGAACAUGGCCUACUACAAGAGUAUGCCCGGAGCCGAAGACCACCUCAAAGACCUUGAGACCAAAUCCUAUGAGACAUUGUUUGUGCGUUCAGUCCGGGCGUAUAAUGGAGAAAACUUCCGUACGUCUGUGUCAGACAUGGAGCUGGCUCUGCGGGACUUCUUCAAGGUGUACGAUGAGUGUCUGGCUGCGUCCGAGGGCCCCAGAGAUAUCAAAGACUUUAAAGACUUCUACCCCUCCAUAGCUGAUCACUACAUCGAGGUACUGGACAGAAAAGUGAGGUGUGAGAGUGACCUGACCCCAGUCGUAGGGGGUUUUGUCGUCGAGAAGUUUGUAGCCACUAUGUACCACUAUCUUCAGUUCGCCUAUUACAAAUUGAAUGACCUGAAGAAUGCAGUGCCAUGUGCUGCCAGCUACAUGCUCUUUGACCCCAGUGAUGAAGUUAUGAAGAAUAACGUGGCAUAUUACAAGUUCCACAAAAGCCAGUGGGGGCUGAUAGAGGAGGACUUCUUACCGAGACCUGAGGCAGUGCGGUAUUACAAUCAGACCACGAUGCAGCUACAGAUGUUAGAGUUUUCCAAACUGCGCCUGGUGAGCGACGAUGAGGGAGAGGUGGUGGAGUUUAUUGAUGAUUUCCUGGACGAAGAUGAUGAUAUUCCCAUGUUGGAAAGUCCGCCGAAAAACUGAAAAACAAUCAGAACACAACAGCACCAAAACUCCUUAAGUUUCUAUUUAUUGGUUUCAGAUACGAGGCUCUGAUAGGUCAAUGUGUUUUGUUUUUUGUUUUACCUGAAAGAUCCGCAUCCUGAAUGAUAUAUAUUGACAUUUCUGAUUUUGUGCACUAAACAUCCAGUCGAGUGGUACAGACUAUAAAACAUGGUGGUUAAAUGUUUUUUAAAAAGGUAUGAGAUUUUACUGUUUUAUGAACCCAUUGUUCUGCUGUGAAUCAUGUUUAAUGUCUUUAAAAAAUGUUAACUUUCACAAUGACAUUUUAAUAAAACUGAAAGACAAACGGUAA